GAAUGCUGAAAAGAAAAGAUCAGUUGAAAAAGUGGGAGGAAAGUAUAAAAAGUUGCGGGACAAUUUUUGAUAAAUACGCUCUUAUUGAUUCCUGGACGUACGAUCGUUUCGUAGAAGCUCGCAACAAUUAUCAUCAAGUGACAACAAGGAAUUUGCAACAAUGGGCUCUAGCUGCUGCAGCCCAAUUCCAAUCAGAAUCUUUAAUUUUUAAAGCAUCAGCAGCAUGGGUCGACAAAUUCAAGCGUAGACACAGAAUUCGCCAAAGGAAAAUCGUAAAAUACGUCUCUCACAAAGAAUGCGUGACUGUGGAAUAAAUACUGGAUGCCGCGACAAAGUUUCAAACACAAACAAAGGCAAUAAUUCCAAAUUUUAAUGAAAAAUAUGUUAUCAAUACUGAUCAGACGUGUUGCCAAUAUCAAGCAACAUAUGACAGAACACUUGCCGAAUUAAAUUCAAAUGGCGUACUAGUUGAAAAGCUCAAUAUGAACAAAGUUAGUCACUCGUACACGGCGCAAUACGCGAUUACCUUAUCGGGGGAAUUAGUACCUCACGUGUUCCUGUGCUUGCAAGAACCCACAGGAAAGUUUCGUCCCAGGGUACAGAAAACUGUGGACGAUUUAAUGAAGCAGUUUUCUAAUGUAAUUGUAACAUGCUCCAAAUCUGGGAAGCUUACUACGCAGUUAUACACGUCCUUCUUAAGUCACGUAAUGCUUCCUUAUGUGGGAACAGAAAAAUUUUUGUUAAUUAUAGAUUCUUCGGGGGGUCAAACAAAUCCUGUAUUGUAUGAUGAAAUUUUUAGCGAUAACGUAGGUCUUCCUAGUUGUACAGUGAAAGUGAUACCUCCUAAAUGUACCGCAAUUUGCCAACCCUGCGACGUUUAUUUUUAUAGGCAGGUUAAAAAUUUUAUCAAACGCAUGCAUACUUGUCCAUAUUUAAUUGAAAACAAACGUGAAAUUAAUUCAUGCGAAGAUGCCAUAAAAAUACAUGGUAUAAUACAUAACCAACUAUCUGCGCCAGUAUUUAAGGAUAUGUUGCGUUACGCAUGGUACGCAAGUAAAUUGUCCGAUGAUAGAGACAUUUUUUUAAAUGUGAAUGAUAUUUGUUUUCCAACACACAUUCUAAACAAGCCGUGUGGAUGCGGGAAAGUAUCUUUCAUAAGAUGUAGUCGAUGUCGUUGCACUUUAUGUUUUCCCUGCUUAUACGACAAGUAUCAUCCUACUGUUUGUAAUUCCCAAGCUGCAUUUGACGAUUAGAAUUGUGUUAUGUUAUAUAAUUUGUAUAUAUUGUAUAGUUCGUUAUUAUUUGUUUUAUAAAUAAGAAAAAUUAAUGAAAAUCUAUGCGUUUCGUUCUU
Molecule: messenger RNA, 1351 nt
Organism: Ceratina calcarata
Lineage: Eukaryota; Metazoa; Arthropoda; Insecta; Hymenoptera; Apidae
Exons: 2
Coding region: 483-1253 (256 amino acids)
Molecular function (GO): nucleic acid binding
Source: RefSeq, a predicted model, not a curated record